GCGAAACAAAAAUAUUCGUGUGUGAACAGUGUUAUAGUGAUUUUUAAAAAAAAUACUAAGUGAAGUGAAAAAUAAUAAUGGCUCGUACUAAGCAAACUGCCCGUAAAUCGACUGGUGGCAAAGCACCUCGUAAACAAUUGGCUACUAAGGCUGCUCGUAAAAGUGCACCAGCUACCGGUGGUGUUAAGAAACCUCAUCGUUAUCGCCCUGGUACAGUAGCUUUGCGUGAAAUUCGUCGUUAUCAAAAGAGUACUGAAUUGUUGAUCCGCAAAUUGCCCUUCCAACGUUUGGUUCGUGAAAUUGCUCAAGAUUUCAAAACUGAUUUGCGUUUCCAGAGCUCUGCUGUUAUGGCUUUGCAAGAAGCCAGUGAAGCUUAUUUGGUUGGUCUCUUCGAAGAUACCAACUUGUGUGCCAUCCAUGCUAAACGUGUCACCAUUAUGCCAAAAGAUAUUCAAUUGGCCAGACGUAUUCGUGGCGAACGUGCUUAAAUUGAUUGACAAAAUUACUACAGACAACAAACGCAUAACAACAACAUCAUCAUAUGUGUUUAUUAA
Molecule: messenger RNA, 554 nt
Organism: Lucilia cuprina (Australian sheep blowfly)
Lineage: Eukaryota; Metazoa; Arthropoda; Insecta; Diptera; Calliphoridae
Product: histone H3
Exons: 1
Coding region: 78-488 (136 amino acids)
Cellular component (GO): nucleosome
Molecular function (GO): DNA binding; structural constituent of chromatin; protein heterodimerization activity
Source: RefSeq, a predicted model, not a curated record